Molecule: messenger RNA, 897 nt
Organism: Jatropha curcas
Lineage: Eukaryota; Viridiplantae; Streptophyta; Magnoliopsida; Malpighiales; Euphorbiaceae
Gene: RPS10B
Product: RNA binding Plectin/S10 domain-containing protein
Cellular component (GO): cytosolic small ribosomal subunit
Molecular function (GO): structural constituent of ribosome; RNA binding
Source: RefSeq, a predicted model, not a curated record
UAAACAUAUAGAAUAAGUUAGGGUUUCCUCUGCCACGAGAGAAGGAAGUACUACGCCUCACUGAAUAACACUCGUUGCGGCCUCAUAUCGCACUUCCUGCUCAUCGCCACCGGCAACCAUGAUCAUUCCGGAGAAGAACCGCCGCGAGAUCUCUAAGUACCUCUUCCAAGAGGGAGUAUGCUAUGCAAAGAAGGACUUCAACCUUGCAAAGCACCCACAAAUUGAUGUGCCGAAUCUACAGGUUAUUAAACUGAUGCAGAGCUUCAAGUCAAAGGAGUAUGUCCGCGAGACAUUUGCAUGGAUGCACUACUACUGGUACCUCACUAAUGAUGGUAUUGAGUUUCUGCGAACUUACCUCAAUUUGCCAUCUGAAAUUGUUCCAGCUACAUUGAAGAAACAAAGCAAACCCCUUGGUAGGCCCAUGGGAGGCCCACCAGGAGAUCGCCCACGUGGUCCUUCACGUUUUGAUGGAGAGAGGAGAUUUGGUGGUGAUCGAGAUGGAUACCGUGGAGGUCCACGUGGACCUGGUGGUGAGUUUGGUGACAAGGGUGGAGCCCCUGCUGAUUACAGACCUACCUACGGGGGUAGUGGUGGAAGGCCUGGCUUUGGCCGUGGUGCUGGUGGCUUUGGUGCAGGGCCUGCCAGCUCGAAUCUUUCUUGAUUGAUAUCGGUUUUGGCCGCUACAAUUCCAAACAGUGUUCAAUAUGUUUUGCUGCAUUUUAAGAGUUUAGUAUUGCCUGAUAGAUAUAGGUUAGUACGAGAGAUUGUUGUUUCGGGAUCUUCAUUUCCAAAUUUUCUCUGCUUUCAAUUAAUUGAACGAAUUUUGAACGCUAAGACUCCAGUUUUAGCGUUUUCUUUUUGGGUUUACUCUACUUUGUGCGUUUGCAUCUUUAUGUA